This is a messenger RNA of Coffea arabica (coffee), 1829 nucleotides long. The record is from RefSeq and is a predicted model, not a curated record. NCBI's taxonomy places the organism in Eukaryota, Viridiplantae, Streptophyta, Magnoliopsida, Gentianales, Rubiaceae.
UUCCUUUAUCUUUUCCGCCAUUUUGCUUUGUCUGGAUCUCUAUAUAACUAAAAUCAAAAGGACAGUUCUUGCUACUGUAUCUGUACACUCUCCCAGUCUGCCAGCUUUAUAAUACUAUUGGAACAAGAAUGCGGGCAUUUCGAGCACAUAUUCCCUACUGUAAGCUGCUGUUUUUGCACUAAGAAUGCUUGCUUUCUGGGCGGCAGAGCCGCUCAGCCCAUGAUCUGAUGAAUUUUUCCUCAAAGCAAUAGGAAAGGAAUCUCGCUGCGCUCCUGCAAUAACUCCAGGGCCAGGCCUUCACCCUCGAGUAAAAGUCAAACUCUGCAGGCGCUCCCCGUCCGAAUUCGGAUUAGUCCGAAUUCGGAUUAGUCCGAAAGGGAUACCGUGGUUAGACCCAAAAAAAAAGAAAUCUCGCCUUUUUUUGUCACGUGGAAAAGGAUUUUCUUUCUCGGUUGGAACUAGGUAUUGAACUAUUCCUAGCUGUAUCCUUGAAACAUGAAACCCAAAUUAAAGAAAGGCUGGCGCUCAAUCAUUCCUUUUAAUGUGCAAGGAAAAUCAGCCAACUGUUUUUGCAUCUUUCCCAGUGUAGAUUCAGCAGGCUAUAGUCCAAAGGAUGCACCUGUUUAUCUCAAUGUAUACGACUUGACACCUAUGAAUGGUUACUUUUAUUGGGCAGGCCUCGGCGUAUUCCAUACUGGAGUAGAAGUGCAUGGUGUUGAAUAUGCUUUUGGAGCCCAUGACUAUCCAACAAGUGGUGUCUUUGAGGUUGAACCUCGCCAAUGCCCUGGAUUUAAGUUUAGAAAGUCUAUUCUCAUAGGGACAACCUAUAUGGAUCCCGUCCAGGUUAGAGAGUUCAUUGAGCAGCAAUCUGCAUAUUACAGCGGUGAUACGUAUCAGUUGGUUAGAAAGAACUGCAAUCAUUUCUGUGAGGAUAUAUGUUACAGAUUGACGGGGAAUCGCAUACCAAAAUGGGUGAAUCGGCUGGCAAGAAUAGGGUCAAUUUGCAAUUGCAUACUUCCUGAAUCCCUGAGAGCUUCUACUGUGCGGCAUGAUGCAAAUUUUCAAGGCUGUGACAGCGAGAAAAAGAAACUGAGGAGCUCUUUUGGCUGCCUGUCUUCAAUUUCCUUGCGUCAGAAGGAGAGAGAAGUAUCAAUAUCGUCGUUGUUCUUACAUUCUCAUUACAAAGGCUGCUUGACCCCAUGGGAGCCAAAAAUUUCUAAAAGUGGUUCUUUAAAGGAUGGAUAACAACUCCUCUUUAGUUGAUUCUUUCACGCUUACUAAAUUCUCGCGUGUUUAUCGCUAGUGGGUUCUCCUUUUUGGUCCAGAUGCUUUUGGAGGUCAAAAGCAAGCUUUGCUUUUUGGUGACGCACAAUGCUUGUCCUUCGGUCUUUUUGGCUUGUAUAUUAGGGCAUUCCAUGUAGUCUCUAGAAGAUUAUAUGCCAGUUGAAUGGCAUUUCAGGGAUGAGAUCACAUUUCUUGGUUGUAAAAGCCAGCAAAAAUGUGGCUGCAUUGAUGUCCAAGCACAAUUUAUCUGUCUCGGGCAUCAUCCUCUUCACUUUUCGUGGAGACCCAACAGCAUGGCUCCAGGGCUCUUGUAGUCGUGUGAUCACAGGAUCAUUCUGCUCUUGAUCCGUUUGCAACACAUUGUUUUGUUACCAGAGUGGUUAAAGAAACGAUUUUUCCGUAGUUAAGCUACAUCUCCUAUGGCAAUAGAAGUGAGGGGCAGCUGACUAGUUGAGGUAAGGCAGGAUGGGUUUGGAAAAAGUCCAUCAAGCUCAGGUCUGGCUGAUACAUUGAGGGGAAGAUGAAUCGCACAUUGUUAUUCUGGA